Molecule: messenger RNA, 2572 nt
Organism: Carassius auratus (goldfish)
Lineage: Eukaryota; Metazoa; Chordata; Actinopteri; Cypriniformes; Cyprinidae
Exons: 2
Coding region: 98-2167 (689 amino acids)
Biological process (GO): DNA integration
Molecular function (GO): nucleic acid binding
Source: RefSeq, a predicted model, not a curated record
ACUCCCUGAGGACGUUCAACGAGCAUGGAAAGUAUGGGAAGCUGAGCUUCAGUAUUUACCGCUUGUAGUACUCCCUCGAUGCUACACACCAUACAGCAUGGACCACCCUGAAGUCACUCAUGAGAUCCACAUUUUUACUGAUGCUUCAGAGAAAGCAUAUGGGGCAGUUGCUUACCUUCGUUCCAAAGAUCCUAGUGGGAGAGUAAACCUUUCCUUUCUCCUGGCCCGGUCCCGUGUUGCCCCACGUAAGCAGUGCUCCAUACCUAGGCUUGAGUUGUGUGCCGCUCUCGUAGGAGCACAGUUGGCCAAACUCAUUGGAACUGAGCUUACCCUGAAAGCCCAAAGGGUCACAUUCUGGACUGAUUCAACAACUGUCCUUCACUGGUUACAUUCAGAAUCAUGCCGUUUCAAGGUAUUUGUGGGUAACAGGGUAGCAGAGAUUCAAGAAUUAACGGACCUUAAGGCAUGGCAUUACAUUGACUCCACAAGGAAUCCUGCAGAUGAUCUAACCCGUGGCAAGAAUCUGAAGGACCUCACUGAACGGAAUCGAUGGACCCAGGGACCAGAAUUUCUCCUCCAACCUCAGAGUAGUUGGCCAUCACCUCCAGCUAAGCACAGCCUGGAAUCUGAUGAUAAAGCUGAGUUAAAACGAGCUAUCUUCUGUGGUGUGAUUAACUCCGCACCACAAACUGCAGAUGGUAGUAAAUUUAGCAGCUGGAAGGACUUGAUUGAGUCGGUGGCACAGGAGCUGCAUGGGGCGGUGCUGCAAAAUGGUUCUCCUCCAGCCAGUACUUACCAAAAGGCAGAGCUGAUUGCACUGAGAAAGGCCCAAAUGGACAGUUUUCCAGAGGACUACCAGUUGUUAAAGAGUAGUAAGCCUGUUCGUUCUAACAGCAGACUCCUUUGUCUCUCUCCAGAGUUUGACCAAACCAGUAAUCUAAUUCGAGUCGGAGGACGAUUAAGACGUGUAGAAGGCCUCGAUCCAAGUGCAGUACACCCUAUUGUGUUGGAUCCCAAUCAUCCUAACACCCGUUUACUCAUCAAAGAUCAUGAUACUCGCCUUUGCCAUCCAGGACCGGAACGAGUGUUUGCAGAGCUGCGCCGAAGUGUGUGGAUCUUGAAAGGCAGAGAAGCUGUAAAGAAACACCAGCGAACAUGUCUUGAAUGUUGUAAAUGGAGGUCAAAGCCAGCUUCACAGAAAAUGGUCGAUCUUCCUCCAUCUAGACUUCGGUUAUUCAAACCUGCAUUCCAUUCAACUGGAAUGGAUUGUUUUGGACCAUUCUUGGUCAAGGUGGGACGUCGGACAGAGAAGAGAUGGGGCCUUUUAUUCAAAUGCCUGACCACUCGGGCUGUGCACCUCGAAGUUCUGACAUCAAUGGAUAGUGAUGCAUUCCUCAUGGGACUGCGCCGGUUCAUAGGUCGACGUGGGAAACCGGCAGAGUUAUACUCAGACCAAGGCACCAACUUCCGAGGUGGUGAGACAGAACUUAAAGAGGCAUUUCGUCAGCUAAGUCAGGAUUUACAGCAGCAGUUAGCUAAACAACAGAUUAGCUUUCAUUUCAAUCCUCCUUCUGCUCCACACUUCGGAGGGGUGUGGGAACGAGAGAUUCGUUCGGUUAAGGCUGCACUUUACACAACUCUGGGAUCAGAUACAGUGACUGAAGAAGUUCUUCAAACUGUCCUCAUAGAAAUCGAGGCCAUCCUAAACUCCAAACCACUUGGGUACGUAUCAGCGGACAUUGCUGAUUUAGAUCCGAUCACCCCAAAUUGCCUUCUGAUGGGGCGGCCAGAUGGUUCCCUGCCCCAAGUUAUCUACCCAAUAUCAGAACUCCUAGGAAGACGGAGAUGGAGGCAUUCACAAGUGUUGGCUGACAGAUUCUGGACGGCCUUCAUAAGGCACUACUUACCAGGAUUGCAAACCAGAGGGAAGUGGCAUAACCCAUCAGCAGACAUCAAACCCGGAACAGUCGUCAUGCUGGUUGACCCUCAGAUGCCUCGGUCAUUCUGGCAAAUUGGCAGAGUAGUAAAGAUCUUCCCUGGGGCUGAUGAUCGUGUACGAACAGCUGAGAUCCAGAUAAAGGACAGAGUCUACACAAGACCCAUAGCAUGCCUAGUAAUACUGCCAGAGAUCCCUAAUGAUCCAGAUGACACUCCUGCCGGUAACUGAGACUGUAUAAUGUCGACCUUUCAACAGAGCAAAUUUCAAUCCAAAUUUGGGGGCGGCAGUGUUAGAAAGGUCGGGUCUGUGCGCGUGCGCCACCUUUGACAAGUCCGCAUGCGCAGAAAGUGCGAGAGUGACUCAGUAGGAGAAGUGCAAAGACUGUGCGUGGGUUAAUGUGUGCGUCACUGAACAAAAACCACAUACACACCCACUCUCACAACAAAUACCCAAUUGAUCCCCUGUAAUGCCCAUGUACAGCUGUAUUGUGUGCAUCUUGGUUGCAAAUUACUCUUAUUCUAAGAGAAAUUAAACUCUUUGGAUGGAACUGAUCGGACCCUGUGUUUUGACUGACACCCCCUGAGCAAGGCUGGAUAUCAGACCUCACCUAAUACAGUCUUUUUAGUCACACUC